Molecule: messenger RNA, 600 nt
Organism: Amaranthus tricolor (Joseph's coat)
Lineage: Eukaryota; Viridiplantae; Streptophyta; Magnoliopsida; Caryophyllales; Amaranthaceae
Product: phytosulfokines 3-like
Exons: 3
Coding region: 155-391 (78 amino acids)
Biological process (GO): cell population proliferation
Cellular component (GO): extracellular region
Molecular function (GO): growth factor activity
Source: RefSeq, a predicted model, not a curated record
AUCAAUCCUUUUGCUUCCUGCAUGAAUGUGCUUGCUUGAAGAGUCUCAUUCCAUGAGCCUUGCGGAAGGAAAGCAACUCAAUGGCACUUCUGCAUUGAAAUGCUAGCCAAAACUCGCAUGUAAUCAGGAAGAUGAACAAAAUUUGAUUCUCAAUAUGAAAAUUGUCAUUCUCAUGCUGCUUCUCUUCAUGUUCAUGGAGAUUACCCAUGCCGUACGAUUGACACCCCGGUCCUUACGUGAGUUCGACGUUCGAUUUCAGGGUGGUGAUCGAAUAGAGGCGAUAGAUCGUGUGGAGGAGAAUUGUGGCGGAUUAUCGGAAGAUGAAUGCUUAAUGAGGAGGACUUUGUUAGCUCAUAUUGAUUAUAUUUACACCCAAAAUGAAAAUCCAUGAAAAUUUUCUUGGUUUUUCUCUUGCUAGUUUAUUAAUGCCCUUAUGCUUUUGUUUAGUGAAGUGCUUAAACUAUAUUUUGUCUAUAUAAAUAUAAAAUUACAUAAACAAGAAUAUUUGUACUUGUAUUUUCUCCUUUUCACUUGUUCAUGUUCAAAAGAGUUAAGAGAUUACUUGUAGUAACCUUCAAAAUGUUUUCUUACAUUGUACUU